AUGGGUGUCACCAAGCAGAUCAUCAAGCAGGGCGACGGCGUCAACAAGCCCAAGAACGGCGACAAUGUCACCAUGGAGUACACCGGCUGGCUCGAGGAGAACGGUGCCAAGGGCAAGCAGUUCGACUCCUCCGUUGGCCGUGGUGACUUCGACGUUCCCAUUGGUACCGGCAGAGUCAUCAAGGGCUGGGACGAGGGUAUCGUCAGCACCGACGGUGGCAUGUCUCUCGGUGAGAAGUCCACUCUUACCAUCUCCAGCGACUACGGCUACGGUCCUCGCGGCUUCCCCGGUGCCAUCCCCGGCGGUGCCACUCUGAUUUUCGACGUCGAGCUUAAAGCUAUCAACGGCAAGAGAGCUUAA
Messenger RNA from Aureobasidium melanogenum CBS 110374, 360 nucleotides. Its product is annotated as FKBP peptidyl-prolyl cis-trans isomerase. The record is from RefSeq and is a predicted model, not a curated record. The coding region runs from base 1 to 360 and encodes 119 amino acids. The transcript has 3 exons. Gene Ontology annotation, molecular function: peptidyl-prolyl cis-trans isomerase activity. NCBI's taxonomy places the organism in Eukaryota, Fungi, Ascomycota, Dothideomycetes, Dothideales, Saccotheciaceae.